AUCCCGGUCAGGAAAGUUUGCUCGGAGAAGCUCCAUCAUUAUAGAGUCUGCUGGGACUGCUGGCGGUGAUGAGGUCGGCUCUGUUGCACGUCUCCGUGCCCUUCGUGCUCUGUGUCGCCUUGGCGAACACCAACCUGUUCCGCGAAGUUAAAGUGGACUUGACGUACGAGCAUUAUGCAGAGGAACGGGUUGAAUAUUUGCCUGCUUUCCUGGCGAUGCCCUGUAACUGCCUGGUUAAUGUGGCUUAUGUGUGCGUGGGACUGUACUGGCUGCUGUGGCACAGAAGCGACAGAGAGCCGGAGCGCAGCCGCUACAUGAGGGAGGUCUUCGCACUCAUGGCUGUUUUUUACGCGCCCGUACAGUGGACGCGCCUUGCGAUGCUGCGGCGCGCUCCCGCUGUCCUCGACCAGUGGUUUACUUUACCGAUCUUCGCGUGGGUUCCCGUGUGGAUCGACUUCAUAGAGAGGCAGCAGGCGAUGUGGCGCGCGUCACAUGCGGCGGCGCUCGAACUCGGAUCUCUCCUCAGCUACGGCCUGGCGCUAGCGCACGAGCGGGGCUUCGAGGCGGCGCUCGCUUGUCACGUUGUUUAUGCGGUGUACAAAGGAGUUCGCGUGCAGCGGACGCACGGAGACGUUCGCACGCGGAGAUACCUCGUGCUGGCCAUGCUGUCAUGUGGAGGCUUCGUGCUGCUGAAGCUGCUGGAUCACUACCUGUCUCAGUACCGUUUGUUUCAGCGGUUCACCGGACACUUCUGGUCCAAAGUGUGCGACGUGCUGCAGUUUCACUUCAGCUUCUGUUUCCUGACCGCUCUGACGCACAGUGCGCAGGCGAAGCCCGAGCGACAGCAGCAGUGAUAACCCGCGACUCUGAGGAAGAGCCGAGACAUUCUUAAUUUCAGUGUGAUUACAAAGAAUUCAUCGCAAAUACACAACGUUCUUUGGCAGCAGGUGUUCCAGGUCACCAGCUGUGCUUUCAUUCUGGCUCAUUAUACACAGAAACCGCCUUCAUCUCAAAAGAAAAGAAGACAACAAAACCUCACAUUAAGUCCAACAGGUCAGCUUUACUUCCAGACAUCGUGAGGCUGAUAGUAUGUUAGAUAUGCAGCUUUGCUCUUGGCUCCAACUGUAACAGCAAUAAUUAAAAACUAUAAAAUAGGAAGAGAGUGAUGUCAGUGUGAGGGCAGCACAAAGAAAACCACUCUCUCAAAUCCCACUGCCCCCCAAACCAAACAAAAAAGCAUCUGUAUAAAUGUUGUGUGGACAGAGAGAUGAAGGCUGGACUGUGGUGCACAGCGGUGUGAUGGGAGGAAACAGUAACACGGAGCCUGCUCCCUCUGUUCUGCUGCAGGAGGGAAAGACUCUUCAUUACCUUACUAAGUUCAGCAGUGCACUUUAUUCUUCAGCUUGCAGACUGAUUGUGUAAAAUAAAGAAAAGUAUGAGUGUUUGUGUGUUAUUACUUUGAUAUGUCUGUGUUUGUAAUCGUGAUAGAACAUAUUCACUAAGUUUGUCUUCCAGCUGACAAACAACAGAGCGCUCCAUUUCAUUACCUGCCCAGUUACACCCAGUGAGGACAGGGGGUAUGUUUGGUGCAGUCUAGGGCUGCAGUUAUCCAUUAUUUUAGUAAUCAAGUAUUCUAUCUUUUAUUCCAUUGAUUAAUUGAGAAUUCGA
Archocentrus centrarchus (flier cichlid) is the source of this 1668-nucleotide messenger RNA. It is a transcript of the gene tmem187, whose product is annotated as transmembrane protein 187. Lineage: Eukaryota; Metazoa; Chordata; Actinopteri; Cichliformes; Cichlidae. Gene Ontology annotation, cellular component: transport vesicle. The record is from RefSeq and is a predicted model, not a curated record. Bases 69 to 854 code for a protein of 261 amino acids. The transcript has a single exon.